Messenger RNA from Paramuricea clavata, 660 nucleotides. The record is from the annotation of a GenBank genome assembly. Lineage: Eukaryota; Metazoa; Cnidaria; Anthozoa; Malacalcyonacea; Plexauridae.
AUGGAUACAACAAAUUCAAGCGAAUGGGCAGAGCUUAUCAAUAAUAUCAGUUUAAAAAAAGCUAAUAAAGAGCUUGAUCGUCGAACAAAGCAAGUGUUUGACGGGUUACGUCGUUUAGCUUCAGUUCGCAUGGUCGAUGAAAACCUGCUAUCAAGCAUAGAGGACCAAUAUGAUGUGUGGGCACCUGCCCGUGAUCAGUAUCUCCGAUCUGUUCAACAUCUCACUGCUUUUGAAGGAAAUACUAGACUUGUAAAAUGUCUGGUGUUAACAGGGGCUGAAAUCAACCUUCAGGACGGAAUAGGACAAACACCGCUCACUCUAGCACUUCACAAGUCGCACAACGCUGCAGCACAAUUUCUCAUUGAAAUUGGAUCGGUAUUGCAAUAUUUUGAAAACACCGUUUGUCCACUUGAUAUUGCGAAGACGAAAGACAACGUAACAAUGACAAAACUCAUUGAAAGAAAGUUAUCUGAAGAAGAAAGUAUCAAGAAACACGUUUCGUCAUGUUUUUGCAGACUAGUAGGUGACCCAAACCAAACGAUGGAAGUAGACUCCAUUGUCAUCGAACAGGAUAAUGCAUUUUCACGGGUCCUAAAUAUUAACCUUGGAGAUCAAAAGAACACUGUUACUAUACAAGGCUGUUCCAAUUCUUGUCAGUAA